Molecule: messenger RNA, 1780 nt
Organism: Mangifera indica (mango)
Lineage: Eukaryota; Viridiplantae; Streptophyta; Magnoliopsida; Sapindales; Anacardiaceae
Product: SRSF protein kinase 1-like
Exons: 4
Coding region: 211-1566 (451 amino acids)
Biological process (GO): spliceosomal complex assembly; protein phosphorylation; regulation of mRNA processing
Molecular function (GO): ATP binding; protein kinase activity
Source: RefSeq, a predicted model, not a curated record
AAAGAAAAGAGUGAUGCACUAUUGAAUCCCACGCCAAACCACAGAGCUCGCAAAAAAGCAGGAAAACCAAAAGCAGAGCAUAAACUCGAAACUGCUCUCCCAAUCAUAUUUCUCGUUUUUGUCCUUUUAAAUCUUCAAAAUCAUAACAAACGAAAUUCAUUCGAACAAAUUUUAAACUGAUAAUCAAAUUACACGGUUGAUUUAUACACGAUGUCGUGUUCGUCGUCAUCAGGUUCGGAGGAAGACGAUGAGGGAAUCGAUUCCUAUCGGAAAGGAGGUUACCAUGCCGUUAGAAUCGGCGAUCCGUUUGCUUCCGGUCGUUAUAUAGCUCAGAGGAAGCUCGGUUGGGGACAAUUCUCUACUGUCUGGCUCGCUUACGAUACUCAAACCUCAAGUUAUGUUGCUGUUAAGAUACAAAAAAGUGCUGCAGAAUUUGCUCAGGCUGCUCUGCAUGAGAUUGGAAUCCUUUCAGUUAUUGCUGAUGGUGACCCCUCUCAUUCCAAGUUUGUUGUGCGACUGAUUGACCACUUCAAGCUUUCAGGGCCAAACGGGCAGCAUCUUUGCAUGGUCCUUGAAUUUUUAGGUGAUAGCUUACUUCGGUUGAUCAAGUACAACCACUACAAAGGUCUUGAAUUGAAUAAAGUUAGGGAGAUUUGCAAAUGCAUUUUGACAGGCCUGGAUUACUUGCAUAGAGAACUAGGUAUAUUACACACCGACCUAAAACCGGAAAAUAUUCUUCUCUGUUCAACCAUUGAUCCUUCCAAGGACCCAAUUAGGUCUGGACACAGUCCAAUUCUUGAAAAGCCAGAGGGAAGCCUAAACGGUGGAGCUACCAUGAAUCUUAUUGAGAAAAGGUUGAAGAGGAGGGCUAGGAGAGCAGUUGCCAAAAUUUCAAGAAGAACUUCAGUGGGAGGGGUGCAAGCAACAAAGCCUGAGCGAUCUAUGGAUGGGAUUGAUGUUAGGUGCAAGGUUGUGGACUUUGGAAAUGCAUGUUGGGCAGACAAGCCAUUUGCAGAAGAAAUUCAAACAAGGCAGUAUAGAGCUCCUGAAGUCGUACUUGGUUCAGGAUAUUCCUUUCCUUCUGAUAUGUGGUCAUUUGCUUGCACAGCUUUUGAACUUGCUACUGGGGACAUGUUAUUUGCUCCCAGGAGUGGACAAGGCUAUAGUGAAGAUGAGGAUCACCUUGCUCUCAUGAUGGAACUCCUUGGAAAGAUGCCUCGAAAGAUAGCUAUAGGAGGAACCCGAUCAAAGGAUUAUUUUGAUCGGCAUGGGGAUCUUAAGAGGAUUCGGAGGCUGAAGUUCUGGCCACUUGAUCGAUUGCUUAUUGAAAAGUAUAAAUUCUCUGAGACUGAUGCUCGUGAGUUGUCUGAGUUUCUGUGUCCCAUUCUUGAUUUUACACCGGAGAAGAGACCAACAGCACAGCAGUGUCUACAGCAUCCGUGGCUCAUUCCCACGAAUACUAAUCAAAACGAAAAGAAAAAUGAGCCUAACAUGGAGAAGGAGAAGCUGGACAAGGAGACGGUGAACGUUGGAAUGAGCAAACUUCAGAUUAGUGUGGGUAAAUGAAGAAAGUUUUGCAGUGCUGACACACCACUACCACUACCACUACCGCUACCAGAGUCAAGCUCAUCUCAUUCCUCCUGUAUGAGUAUAUUUGUGAUUGUCAUUUUUUUGUUUGUUAUAUUUUUAAUAAGAUCAUUUUUUGACUAAUGAUUUACUAAAAUGUAAAAUAGUAAUGUACGUUGUGAGGAAAUGACACGAGAGAAAAGUUUAACUGCAA